Messenger RNA from Rana temporaria (common frog), 765 nucleotides. RefSeq names its product methylmalonyl-CoA epimerase (gene MCEE). The record is from RefSeq and is a predicted model, not a curated record. Gene Ontology annotation, molecular function: methylmalonyl-CoA epimerase activity. Gene Ontology annotation, biological process: L-methylmalonyl-CoA metabolic process. Gene Ontology annotation, cellular component: mitochondrion. The transcript is spliced from 3 exons. NCBI's taxonomy places the organism in Eukaryota, Metazoa, Chordata, Amphibia, Anura, Ranidae. Bases 48 to 569 code for a protein of 173 amino acids.
GUUUUGUUGAGGAUGUAAUAAAGUUUUGUUGAAGUAGUGUAAACAAUAUGGCGGCGUCCAUGUACAGGGUGACAGGGUUAUUUUGUAGGAUUAAUGGCAUCAUUCAGACAAAAAGAAGCCUAUCUGUUUCCCAAACGUUGGUCCAGAAGAUUACAGAUUCCUUGUGGAAAUUGGGACGGCUCAAUCAUGUUGCCAUUGCAGUCCCUGACUUAGAAAAGGCCAAGUCUAUGUAUCAGAAUGUGUUGGGAGCCCAAGUGAGUGAGACGGUCCCUCUUCCUGAACACGGAGUGUACACAGUGUUUGUAGAACUUGGAAACACAAAGCUGGAACUUCUGCAUCCCCUGGGACAGAACAGCCCAAUCUCUGGCUUCCUGCAGAAGAACAAGGCUGGUGGAAUGCAUCAUAUAUGCAUUGAGGUGGAUGAUAUUAAAGAAGCAAUGUCCGAUCUGAGAAAGAAAAACAUUCGGCUUCUAAGUGAAGAGCCUAAAAUAGGUGCCCAUGGAAAGCCAGUUGUCUUCCUGCACCCAAAAGACUGUGACGGUGUCCUGGUGGAGCUUGAACAAGCGUAGUGCUCAGGGUCGUAUUAAAUCCAUGGAAUUAAAGAAAGUAAGGUCAAUUGUGGAUCUUCAGAAAGUUUGACUACACUUAAAUUAUGAUCAUUCUCUGUGAUUUGUCUUCAUGUACGUAAACUGAUUGUCUAGCAUAUGAAUUAAAAAUGUUCUACUUUCCUUAGCUUUGUAAAUAAUUAAAGCAAUGACUAAUUAA